UUGGUGAUGCUGUAUGUCUGCCCUCUGGUCCUGAUGCUGGAGGGUCUCUUUGAUUCACGGCUCGAAGUUUCUGUCAACACAGCAAAGGCCGUGGAGCAUGACGUCAGCGCCCUAUUAAAAAAAAUGCUCCCACCGACAACCAGAUCUCACUUGUGAUUGGCUUACAGUAAGGAAGUGUCACCCCAGCCAAUCACAGUCGCGUUUACUUGCCGAUUAGGCAGUAUCAACAUGGCAGCUUUCUGAGUUUUGGAGGAGGGGAACUGGUGUAAAUAAACAGAGAUUUAACAUUCUUGAGAUAACGACAGCGUCGGGGUGUUUGAGUUUAGGACUGAGUGGACCGCUGCGGGAAGAUGUCGAGCGACGGAAACAAAAAACAGUUCUGGAAAAGGAAUGCAGCGAAGGUUCCUGGCAGCAUUCAGCAUGUGUACGGUGCACAGCAUCCACCCUUCGACCCGCUCCUUCAUGCAAAUCUGAUCAAAGCAGGCAACAAGCCUCCUCCAGCCACUCCAGGCAAACCCAAGAAGGCGACCACCUUCCAGGAGUUUGAGAGCAUCACGAGCGACGCCUGGGAUGUCGGGGAUGACGACGACGAGCUGCUGGCCAUGGCUGCGCAGAACCUCAACAUCGAGGUGGUCAUGGAAACGGCCAAUAAGGUGAUUGAGAAUCACAGCAAGCAACAGGAGAAACAGAGGCAGGAUGAGACAUCAGAGCUGGAUCGAAGAGAAGACGACACACAGGAGGAGGUGGUAGAGGACGACGAGGACAAUGAAGAAGAAGAGGAGGAGGACAGGGUGGAAGAGGGAGACGCGACCAGCCCUGAGGUAUCAUUUGGAUCCCAGAGCAGCCCUUACACUGAUGGCCGCCUAGUGAAGUCCCACAGCGAAGCUCCAAUUGGGUCACCUAAAGAUGCAGCAGGUGAGCGUGCAGCCCUCCACAGACAGCGGUCUCUGCCCCAUCGGCCUCCUGUCAUCCCUCUAGUGGCUCGCAUGGCUGACCAGAACACAUCUGGCACUCCAGCCAUGACCGAGAGGGAAGCGUCCCGCCUAGAUAAGUUCAAACAGUUGUUGGCAGGACCCAACACAGAUCUGGAUGAGCUGCGGAAACUCAGCUGGUCCGGAAUCCCUCGACAGGUCCGACCGAUAGCAUGGAAACUUCUCUCAGGUUACCUGCCAGCCAACGCAGAGAGGAGGGAAAGUGUUCUACAGAGGAAGAGGCAAGAAUAUUUCGGCUUCAUCCAGCAAUACUACGACUCUCGCAAUGAUGAGCAUCAUCAAGACACAUACAGACAGAUCCACAUAGACAUUCCUAGGAUGAGUCCUGAAUCUUUGGUGCUGCAGCCAAAGGUGACAGAGAUUCACAUUGACAUACCGAGAACUAAUCCUCUUAUUCCUCUCUUUCAACAAGCUUCUGUUCAAGAGAUUUUUGAGCGGAUCCUGUUUAUCUGGGCCAUCCGGCAUCCAGCCAGCGGCUACGUGCAAGGCAUCAACGACCUGGUCACACCAUUCUUCGUCGUUUUCGUCUUUGAAUAUAUUGAGGAGGAAGUGGAAAACUUUGACGUGUCCAGUCUCCAGGAAGAGGCUCUGAGGAAUAUUGAGGCUGACAGCUUCUGGUGCAUGAGCAAACUGCUGGACGGGAUCCAGGACAACUAUACAUUUGCUCAGCCAGGCAUCCAGAAAAAAGUCAAGGCCCUAGAGGAGCUGGUCAGCAGGAUUGAUGAAUCUGUGCACCGCCACAUGCAGCAGUACGAGGUGGAGUACCUGCAGUUUGCCUUUCGCUGGAUGAACAACCUCCUGAUGAGAGAGUUGCCACUACGAUGCACAAUCAGACUGUGGGACACCUACCAGGCUGAACCAGAGGGCUUCUCCCAUUUUCACCUGUAUGUGUGUGCGGCCUUCCUGGUGAGGUGGAGGAAAGAGAUUCUGGAGGAGAGGGAUUUUCAGGGCCUGAUGAUCCUCUUACAGAACCUUCCCACAAUGCACUGGGGCAACGAGGAAGUGAGCGUACUGCUGGCUGAAGCCUACAGGUUGAAGUUUGCCUUCGCUGAUGCGCCCAACCACUACAAGAGAUGAUAAGCAAGGGGCAGGGGUGGGGGGCUCCCUGUGUUCCUCCUUUACUCCCCCCAAAGUGGUCUACUGAACUCAAAGGCCUCUAUUCCCACACAGGAAGGAGCUCCCCUUUUUCUUAACCUCCUUUUCCCUUAUUGGCCGGUGGGCCUUUCAGCUACUAAGAGAUUUUUGAAUCAACCAAUGACUGCGAGGAUGUGCGGUGUAGCAUUCUAACAUGUUGAUGUGGAGCCUUUUUUUUUUCUUUUUUUUAAAAUGAUUAUUGUGUUCUCUGAUUAGCUCUGAAGCAGUGCAGAGUCCUGUUCUUUAUCACUGCAAGUUGACACCUGGGAGAUCAACCUAAGGCCCGAUGCAAAACCAGGAGCUGUUGCUCAGCACCGCCUGCGGUUACGUCUGGCUCCGAAAAAUGCCUCUUUCUGCUAAUUAUUUCCAUAACCAUGGUAAUACAUAGUUGAUUUUUUUUUUGUUCCCUGAGGCAAAAUGUGAUCUUUUUCCUUUUCAGUUUGCAAAGACAAAGAAAGAUGUCAAAGGGCAUUGCACUAGAUACUUUACUUGCCCCUCCCCCACAGAUCGUUUUUCUUCGUGACCCUUCCAAGACUUUUGCAGAAAGUCACUUUGUCAGUCAGUGAGAGGAGGCAUGUAUCCUUCCAUUAAGCCAAUCACACACCAGCUUUAAAGCCUCAUCGUCCAGUCCCAUCACUGCAGCUUCUCGUUGUUUGAAUGUAACGCAAACAGUGGCAGGAGGCUGCAGAACAGGAGUCACAUACACAGGUCAACAUCAGAGAACAUAAGAAGCCAUUAGGAGGGAGAACGCUACCUAUUCCCACUUGUUAGGGUUCUUUUCUCUUUCUUUUUUUUUCUCCUCAGACCUGCCCACAUGUGAAGGGCCACGUCUUAUUAUCAACUUCUCCUUCUUUGUGAAUGUAAGACUACCUCAGAACACGCAUUGUUAUUACACGGUUAUACACAUAAUGAGGCGUUAGCAGACAUAAAGAAAGAAUCACUUAGAGACACAUUGGCCUGGGUUGGUGACAGGCCAGAUCUGAAGUUGAAGCUAAAUUUGUUAUUCCGAAAGAGCACAAUCGACACUGUUUGGGCACCUUUUGUUUUCAAAUUUGCCGCCCAGAAUAUAUAAAAUAUGGAUUGGACUGUUUAGAGAUCACCAGCAAGGUGGGGUCUGAGCUUAAAAGAUGUAUUUCCAUAUAAACACAUGAAACUGGAAGGGUUUAUUUGGAGGCUCCAACUUAAUGGAAGUCUUGCAAUUUUAAAAUGCAAUUACACACGCUUGAUCCAUUUCGGCUCUCGUAAUUUAUUCAUGUAGAAGCUCUGCACGCGGAUCAUCGGGAUUAUCCUAAAAACGUACCGAUACAUAAAUAAGUAAAUAAAUAAUUACAAAGCUGUUUCUUUGCUUAUGACCAUCCAUCCCAUUGGCUCUAUAAUGCUGUUUGUAAGUACCCUGUAAUCAGGCGUCGGCACCUUUCACGGUGCUUACUGAACUCUGUGAAUAUAACAGGAAGUUGACAAGCUUAGCAGGUGACAACGAUUCAUCACGCCCUUUAAUUAAAAAGCGUUUGCAUAAAUAAGUUAUACAACCUGCUUCUUGUUUUUGCACACACAACCCUCCGCCUUACAUUAGUCGUUCACACGUUGCUCUGUUCUUAUAGAGCACAUGGGAUGUCUUACGCAAAGUCAGUAGCACCAUAUUGGUGUGAUGUUAGGUGGCGGUGGUGGAGGGGUAAUCAGACAUUCAUGACAUAACACAAAGCUGUUAACAUUUGGAUCCUCCUGUCGCAACUCCGCCAGGAUCCAUUAUUGUCACCCGAGCCGAAAAAGGCGGCAGGCGUAGGUGUGUGAAGGGAAGAUGGAAGGAGAGAGGGGAAGGGAGGGUGUUGUGUUUCUUUGGAAGUUCAGUCCCUUUUUUCAGUGAGAGCUGUCAGUCUUUGAUCACAUGUUGAGGGUUUGGGGCUUCUUCUUUUUUUUUUUUUUACCCAAUCUGCACCAGUUUCACAAGCCCCUCAUCUCCCAUGCUCUCUGACAAGGAAAAACUGCACUUAAUUUAAAAGUCUAAAAAGUCCCCUCCCUUCUUUUGUAUGAGAUAUAUUCUUUCAAUCAGCAUUUUAAAUAUUUGUCUUUUUCAUUUAGGUUUUAUUUUUUUAAAUGCCUACACAUGUUUACGUUUACAUGCCUGUAAAGUUGUGCCUGACUCUGGAGACACGAGACAAACACCCUGAUUGUGUUUUUUGACCACAGAUGAUUUUUUUUGUUUCGUUUGGUUGGUUUUUUUUUUUAGGUUUUAAAUUUGUGCAAGCAAUAUGAAGUCAUUUUUAAUUAGUAAUAAAAUCAAAGGAAAUAUUAUUUUGGCUACAGAAACCACCAGCAUGAGCUGUUGAAUUACACUCUGGGCUUUUAUGCCAUAAUAAAAUAACCAAUAACCCAUCCCUAAACCCUCCCCAUCCCUUAUGAGGCUUGUCAAGCUUUGCAUUCCUGCACAUGUUAAAAGAACAUGCAGGGCUGUGGCUGUAGUGCUACUCAGCAUUAAAACAGUUUGGAGUCCGCAGCAGCUUUAUGAAAUGUGGGUGAAUUGCCACUCCAGGAUCGCCAGUCAGUCAAACAGACCAAAAUCAUUCCAACCGUGUGUUAUGAACUUGUAAUCUUUUGGCUUUUGAAAUGGUUGCUUCAAAGACAGGUGCCAAGUCUGCAUCCACCUGCAGUUAGUUGCCAUGUUCAAACCAACUUGGUCUGUCAAAAGCAUGAUAAAAAUGCCAAUAAGAAUCAGUCUGCUACCACUUUAUGACCAGAAUCCAACCAGUUGCCAACCAACUGAGACAAGUCCCCUAUUGCAACGAUGCACAUUUCGGACGAGUUGCACUCAUCAGAGCAGACCGACUCUUAAUUGAGUCGGUCUGCUCACUACCAAAUGUUUUACGGUGUUUUUUUAGCAUAGUUAGUGGAGAUGAUAUUUGCUUAUGUGAUCUGUCCGUUGUUAUUUAAGUUAGAAAACUGAAGCCACUUCUGAGUUUGAGUGUUACAUUUUUUAAUCAUGAAUGCAAAGCUUGACAGGCACAGCAGCAGUCAAUAAGGUUGGGCAGGGGUGAGCGAGCAGUCAAUAUUUGUCCCAUUUAUUACCCAUAACCCGACUUCUCACAACAUUAAACUGCCUUAUUGCACACAUUCAUAUGGAUAUGAACACUGUAGGGGGUAAAAGCAAUGCCAGUGGUGAACACCGAUGCUCCAAGAUAAAGACAAAUGUGGGGGGUCGACAGCCGCUGUAGUGUCUAUCAAUAUAUUUGUGUGUGUGUGUCAAAGGCAGAGAGUAGGUUUGAGCCCCCCUCCGUUUCUGCUGUUAUGCUAUAUGCAGUGUUUUCCCUUUAAUAAGAGUCAGCUGCCUACACACACUUCUGCGAAGAGAGGUGAAAUUAACAAACAAACACAGGAGCACAUUCUGUUGCAUUCUGAAGUUUGACUCUCAACACACACACACACAUAUCUCCAUGGAGAUGAACGCCUCAGUGGCAUCAGGUUGAAACCCCUUUUUUCUAUUAGCCCACACACACACACACACACACACACACGGCAAAUUUCAAACGCUCUUUGGAGCGUCUUCAGGAGUGCAUCCUUAAGUAACAUUUCCAGCUGCUUUCAUUUCUCUUAGAGUAAAAUCUGUCUAUGAAAACCAAACUGAAGGAAAAAAGAAAAAUCCUCCCUCAUGUGUUUUGUCUCCAAAAAAAAGAAUCAAAUAAUACUAGAGCAUGUGGGUGACAGGAGUAGCAGGUGUUGAAUUUAAAAAAUAAAUGUGUACAGAGAAGAUUUUGAAACAAAAAUCUGUAAAUAGAAAGUGUAAAUAAAUCCUAUAUAUAUGACAUCAC
This is a messenger RNA of Oreochromis aureus, 5929 nucleotides long. RefSeq names its product TBC1 domain family, member 22a (gene tbc1d22a). Gene Ontology annotation, molecular function: GTPase activator activity. The record is from RefSeq and is a predicted model, not a curated record. The transcript is spliced from 15 exons. Gene Ontology annotation, biological process: activation of GTPase activity. Lineage: Eukaryota; Metazoa; Chordata; Actinopteri; Cichliformes; Cichlidae. The coding region runs from base 351 to 2069 and encodes 572 amino acids.